AUGUUGAGAAGAACAGCUGGCGAAGUGCUCAAGAAGAGCCCGAACGAUGUGGUCGUGCUCUCCGCCGUGCGGAGUCCCAUCACACGAGCGUUCAAGGGCGGGUUCAAAGAUUCCUAUCCAGAGGAGAUUUUGAUGCCGAUUAUGCAAGCCGCCGUACAACGCGCCAAAAUCGAGCCGGGCCAAGUCAACGACGCCCUCAUCGGCAACGUUCUUGCGGAGCUGGGUUUCGCAAAGACCGGGCGCAUGGCGCUCAAUGCGGCCGGGUUUCCCAACUCUACGACUUUCCACACAGUCAAUCGACAAUGUUCGAGUAGUCUGCAGGCUAUUACGCAUAUUUCGCAUUCGAUUUUGGCAGGACAAAUCGAUGUUGGGCUCGGUGGAGGAGUUGAGAGCAUGUCACGGAAUUACGCCACCAAGGGAAUUCCGGUCGAUAUUUCUCCUGAUUUGAGGGAAUCCGAUGUCAAGGAUGCGCGCGAUUGUAUUCUUCCUAUGCUGAAGACGUCAGAAAAUGUUGCGUCGCGAUAUGGGAUUAGUCGGCGUGAACAGGAUGAGUUUGCCGCAGAGAGCCAGCGGCGGGCGAGUGAGGCGCAAAAGUCGGGCAGGUUUUCUAAGGAGGUUGUGCCCGUUCGAGUGAGGUAUAUCAGCGCGGGAAUUGAUGAGGAAAGUUUCCAAGUGAUUGACCGUGACGAGGGUGUUCGCCACGGCGUGACCGUUGACAAGUUGUCAAGUCUCAAGCCUGUGCUAGAGAAUGGCUUCAGUACUGCUGGAAACUCGUCUCAAAUCUCGGACGGUGCAUCGAGCACCAUCCUCGCUCGUCGAUCCUGGGCUGAAGCGCAUGGUCUGAAGCCCAUCGCCCGGUUUGCCGGCACCCAGGUUGCUGGUUGUGCGCCAGAUGAAAUGGGCAUUGGGCCCAUUUUCGCUAUCCAAAACCUGUACAAGUACCUGGGUAUUGAAAACAAAGACGUCGACAUUGUCGAAAUGAACGAGGCUUUCGCCAGCCAGUCGAUCUACUGUCUUCGGGAGCUCGGUCUGGAUAUGGACAGAGUCAACCCCAAUGGCGGUGCUAUCGCCCUUGGCCACCCCGUUGGAGCCACUGGAGCUAGGCAAGUUGCUACUCUGCUGGCUGAACUGCAGAGACAGGAUAAGGAGAUGGGCAUUGUGAGCAUGUGUGCCAGCACUGGCAUGGGAGUUGCAUCGCUGUUCAUUCGAGAGUAG
Molecule: messenger RNA, 1215 nt
Organism: Penicillium cinerascens
Lineage: Eukaryota; Fungi; Ascomycota; Eurotiomycetes; Eurotiales; Aspergillaceae
Product: thiolase family protein
Exons: 4
Coding region: 1-1215 (404 amino acids)
Biological process (GO): phenylacetate catabolic process; fatty acid beta-oxidation
Cellular component (GO): peroxisome
Molecular function (GO): acetyl-CoA C-acyltransferase activity
Source: RefSeq, a predicted model, not a curated record